Molecule: messenger RNA, 2446 nt
Organism: Helianthus annuus (common sunflower)
Lineage: Eukaryota; Viridiplantae; Streptophyta; Magnoliopsida; Asterales; Asteraceae
Product: probable serine/threonine-protein kinase WNK9
Exons: 7
Coding region: 299-2185 (628 amino acids)
Biological process (GO): intracellular signal transduction; protein phosphorylation
Cellular component (GO): cytoplasm
Molecular function (GO): protein serine/threonine kinase activity; ATP binding
Source: RefSeq, a predicted model, not a curated record
UUGGGCUAAGAAAAGGUGAAAUAAAAAAUACAAAACAAUAAUAAAAGUCACAAUAUUUUUAUUUUCUUUUUUGUAUUUGCCUUUUUAGAAAUCCUUUACCUCGUUGUCUCUGAGUUGUUGAAAUAUCUUUCUCUCUCUUUCCAUUUUAUUUUUUCUUUGUGAUGGACUCUACGAGGAGUAUUCCAAUCUCAAUCUCAAUCUCAACCUCAUUAUUGUACUAAAGCUCAUUAUUAUUAGCAUCUUUACCUUCUUCCAACUACUUCAUCUUGUUCAACACUUGAAGUUCACAAUAAAAAUAAUGAAUGGUGAUGAUCUUGAUCUUGAUCCAGAUGAAUCUGAGUUUGUUGAAGUAGAUCCUACAGGCAGAUAUGGAAGGUACAAUGAGAUUUUGGGGAAAGGGGCAUCAAAGACAGUUUAUAGGGGUUUUGAUGAGUAUGAAGGUAUAGAAGUGGCAUGGAAUCAGGUGAAACUUUAUGAUUUCCUCCAAAGUCCAGAGGAUCUGGAAAGAUUGUAUUGUGAAAUUCAUCUUCUUAAAACUUUGAAACACAACAACAUCAUGAAGUUCUACACAUCUUGGGUUGAUACAGCUAAUAGGAACAUGAACUUUGUCACUGAGUUGUUCACUUCUGGUACACUUAGACAGUAUAGGCAGAAACACAAGAGGGUUAAUAUAAGAGCAAUCAAACAUUGGUGUAGACAGAUCUUGAAAGGGCUUCUUUAUCUUCAUAGCCAUGAUCCUCCUGUUAUCCAUAGAGAUCUUAAAUGUGACAAUAUUUUUGUAAAUGGCAAUCAAGGAGAAGUCAAAAUCGGCGAUUUGGGUCUUGCUGCGAUACUCCGUAAAUCGCACGCGGCUCGCUGUGUUGGAACACCCGAGUUCAUGGCUCCUGAGGUUUACGCCGAAGAAUACAAUGAAUUGGUCGAUAUCUAUGCCUUUGGGAUGUGCAUCUUAGAGAUGGUCACGUUUGAAUAUCCGUACAGCGAGUGCACACAUCCUGCUCAGAUCUACAAGAAAGUUAUUUCAGGGAAAAAGCCGGAUGCUUUAUACAAAGUUAAGGACCCUGAAGUGAGACAAUUUGUGGAGAAAUGUCUAGUUACCGUUUCUCUUAGGCUUCCGGCUAAAGAGCUACUUAAAGACCCUUUUCUUCAGCCUGAAGAUUAUGGUUAUGAUUUGAGGCCGAUUGAUUAUUGGAGAGAGUUUGAUGGAAUUAAUAACCGUCAUCUUAAUUAUGAACCCGAAGCAAACGAAAUCAUAACCCAUAAAGAAGACCACAUGGGAGACGUUGAUAUUUCUAUCGAGGGAAGGAGAGGAGAUGAUGAUGACGAUGGUAUAUUCUUAAGGCUCAGAAUUGCCGACCGAGAAGGGCGUGUUCGGAACAUUUACUUCCCUUUUGACAUCGAAUCGGACACAGCAUUUAGUGUUGCAAACGAAAUGGUUUUCGAGUUGGAUAUCACCAAUCAAGAUGUCCAUAAAAUAGCCGACAUGAUCGAUGGCGAAAUUUCUUGCUUAGUGCCAGAGUGGAAGAAGGGGAUAGAAGAAGAUCACGAGAUCGAUGGUUAUUGUCAAAGUUGUGCGCCAAACGGUUCUCAAAUCAACCCGAAAUCAAAAAGCCGGCAUCAGUGUUCAAGCCAUCAUUGUGGUGCCAAUAUCCACGGGCGGUUUGAAGAAAUAACUUACCAGUUUGACGGUUCCGAGCAGUGUUUGACCGAAGGCGCACCUGUUGUCUCGAGCCAGUCCGAUGGUUUACAAUAUUCUGAUAUAUGGGGCGCAAACCAGAGCGAAUAUCAGUCGUGUACAGAAGAUGAACCGGUAGUUGAAAAAUCCGUCAAGUUUGAGGAAGCCGAUUUAGCAGAUGACUAUGAAAACGAGAUUCGACAAGAAUUGAGAUGGCUCAAGGCUAAGUACCAGAUGGAGCUAAGGGAACUUAAAGAUAAACAACUAGGACUUGCACCGGACAAACAUACAAAACAUAAAAUGUCGAGACAGCAUAAAGACGAUCAUGACGAUCACCCACAUUUGCUAAAAUCAUUCGCGGCGGGAACCCAUUUCGUUUCGUUUUCUCUAGAUGAUGGAGAACCGGAGACGUGUGAAAACACUAGCACAACGAAGAACAUGUGCACAGGGGACUUGAUUCCUCAUCACCUUAAUAGGGCAGCUUCACUUCCUGUUGAUCCCAUAGAUUCUUGAUAUGAAAUUGUCAUCUGAUUCUUUUUGCACCCAACAACAGACAAUAAGGUGAUGAUGAUGAUGAUGAUGAUGAAACAUCUUUUUUUUUUUUUUUUUUUUACUUUGUGAAAUUUGUACAGCCCUCAGCUGAAGGUGGGUGGAAAGAUACACCAUUCCUUUGUGAUCUGUUGUGAGUGUACAUUGCCAUAUAAUGUCAUUAUGCUUAUACAUGAAACUAUCAUCAAUAUGUUUGCAAGAUGUAUAUUUAUUCAUUUACUUUUU